CCUUUGUUCAGUAGUGUGAUGGUGGAAUGAGGAGAAGUUGAUCUUCGUAACUCAAAAAAAAACUGUUUUAAGCAAGUAUAAGUAGUCAUCAUUCAACCAACUAGAGAUUAAUUAAAACCAAAUAUAAUAAUUUUUCCAUUAGUCGCAAGAAUUGGCACAGAUUAGCACACAAGAAGAGUGGAAGACGCGCAAUGUUUUUCGAAUUGUACUGGCAAUAUUUUGUGGCUGGGCUGGCUCUUUGGCUAACCGCAAAAGUGGGCAUGAAUAUUCGCAAGAAAUCAUCCUCGAAUGGACCAUCAACUAUUCAAAAAGUGAAGGACUUUAAAGAAAAUGAUAACCAAGAAAUUGAAAGCGACGAUAGUGAUCUGGAUGAGCAAUUCGAAGAUAUUUCGCCCGCUUUACCUAAAGAUCUAAAACACAUUCCUCUCCCUUUCAAUAAAAGGCCUGUACAAGAAUCUCUAAAGAGGUCGCAGGAGUUUUAUCAGCUGCUGAACAUGAGAAGGACUGUGCGCCGAUUUAGCUCAGAAAAUGUCCCAGAAGCUAUCAUUGAUAAUAUAAUUAAAACUGCAGGUACGGCUCCCAGUGGAGCACACACCGAACCAUGGACUUAUGUAGUCAUAAAAGACCCCGAAAUCAAACAACAGGUUCGUCAGAUAAUCGAAGAGGAAGAAGAAAUUAAUUACAAAAAGCGAAUGGGCAAAGUGUGGACAACCGACCUUCAACCCCUCAGGACCAAUUGGGUCAAAGAGUACCUAACAGAUGCGCCUUAUCUGAUUCUGGUAUUCAAGCAAACCUACAGUUUGAAGCCUGAUGGUACCAAAAAGCUGCAUUAUUACAACGAACAGAGCGUCUCUAUUAGCGCUGGAAUAUUGCUAGCUGCGAUACAUUACUCUGGAUUAGUCGCUUUAACAUCCACACCGUUAAAUUGCGGUCCAGCUCUGCGCACUUUGCUUGGCCGUCCAAAGUCCGAAAAACUCACUUUGCUAUUCCCAGUUGGAUAUCCUGCAGAAGACUCUCUAAUACCGGACUUAAAUCGCAAGCCUCUGGAGGAAAUAAUGGUGAAGUUUUAAUAUGGAGGAGUAUUUUGGGAAACUUAUUGAGUUUCUAGCACGAAUUUGCGUUUUCAGUUUGACUCACUUAAAAAAACCUUAUUUGUUCUUAAAUAAAAUAUUCUCUCAAUA
This is a messenger RNA of Dendroctonus ponderosae (mountain pine beetle), 1181 nucleotides long. RefSeq names its product iodotyrosine deiodinase 1. The record is from RefSeq and is a predicted model, not a curated record. The transcript is spliced from 5 exons. Lineage: Eukaryota; Metazoa; Arthropoda; Insecta; Coleoptera; Curculionidae. Gene Ontology annotation, molecular function: oxidoreductase activity. The coding region runs from base 192 to 1070 and encodes 292 amino acids.